UGUGUGCUUCUAUUUUUAGAAACUAGAUGAUGGACAUUUAAACAACUCCUUGGGCUCUCCAGUUCAAGCCGACGUGUACUUCCCACGACUGGUAGUUCCAUUUUGUGGGCACAUUAAAGGUGGCAUGAGACCAGGCAAGAAGGUGUUAGUAAUGGGCAUCGUUGAUGUCAACCCGGAGAGCUUUGCUAUCAGCUUGACCUGUGGUGACUCGGAAGAUCCUCCUGCUGAUGUGGCAAUUGAACUCAGAGCUGUGUUCACAGAUCGGCAGCUCCUCAGAAAUUCUUGUGUAUCUGGUCAAAAGGGUGAAGAACAGUCAGCAAUCCCUUACUUUCCAUUCAUCCCAGACCAGCCAUUCAGGGUGGAAAUUCUCUGCGAGCACCCACGUUUCAGAGUGUUUGUGGAUGGACACCAACUUUUUGAUUUUUACCAUCGCAUUCAAACGUUAUCUGCAAUUGACACCAUAAAGAUAAACGGGGACCUCCAGAUCACUAAGCUUGGCUGAUGUUGUUUAAACCACCUCUAUUUCAAGUAGGAUCAGGUGCCACAACUAUGGGUCUGGAAGAAGUGUCUUAGCAAGAUCUGAAGACUUAAAAAGAAAACAAACAAAAGGCAAGCUUCACAGUCUCUUCUUUCUGUGCAGUUUAAACUCAAAAUGACAACUUCAACCAUGGUUUGCCCUUAGGAAGCUGUCGGAACAAAGACACCGAGCCAUUAUUCCUAGAACAAAGUAAUACAUUUAUGCUGGAUUUUAUUCAGACUAAACCGAAAUGCAUUUGUGAUGAUUUGUGAUUUGGUAGCAAGUUAUUCAUCUUUUCAAAGCAAGGUGAUGUUUAGAAACAAAAGUGCUAAAGAUUUAAAACAGCAACAACAAAGAUUAUACACUGAAAUCAACUCAUUUCUGCACUGAAGUAGAAUUGCGUAGCACAACCAACAUUUUAGUCAGGGUACUUAUAUAGAAUAUAGAUUGUUCAAAGUUUGUUUGGUGGUUUUUGUUUUUGGGGGGGCGGUUGCACAGCAUAAUGUUAAUUCAGAUUUUAAAGCUUUCUCAUAUUUAUUUAUACUCAGUGUAUGUAUUAGAGAAUGAUUAAUGUCUCAAAAACAGCAAGUUAUGAACUUUUGAAUGUACGAAUAUCUUAUGAGGGGGAAAGUACAUAUUACAGCCAUGAAACAGGCGAAUUUCUACCUUAAAAAAUUGAGUCAUAUCCAGACCCCUAAACUUCAAAUCUCUUGAUAUAAAUUGCUGUAAGUGCUUUUGGGAAGACUUUGCAACAUUUCGAUAAAACUGCUUUUCAAGUUAUUGACAAUUAUGUAAAAUUCUGUUUACAUUGCUUUUUCUCCUUACUGUGAAUUAGCACAGUAUUGGCUUCCUUAGGACUGACUAGCUACUUUUUCUUAGAUUUACAUAAUAGCUCAUUAAAUUGCUAUUAAACUAAUUGACAACAUAUAAGAGGUGAUUGCAUAGACAACUUUUAAAUGACUAUUAUAUAAACUUUUAAGAGUAUAAUAUGAAAUUAAUUCUGGAAUGUAAUGUAAAGUAGAAGCAAAUGUCCCCAAAUAGCUACUUGCAGAUAAUUUAUAUCAUCUUAAGCUAUUCCAUUCAUUGUAUCACUUUUAUUAUGUGACCCUCACCAGUAUCCCUAAGCAAUGCCUUUGCAACUUCAGAGUAUAGGAUGCUUCCUACUUUGUUGGUUCUGCUGAGAUACUAGGAUAAGACAGGAUCCAGAUUAGGAAAUGAUCCAAUUAGUUUUUCUGAAAGGUUAACUCCCAGAACUCCAGGUCUUUGAGUGAAUGCUUCUAAUUAAGCUGUAGGAGUUUCCCUGCACUUGUGGAACUGAUCAGACAGCAGAGUGUCUCUAGGAGGAGCCUGCACCAGUGUAAAUGUCACUGAGAGGCAAGGGAUAAGUGGAGCCCUGGGUGCUGGACUUCCCAAAUUGCAUUGGUCCUGGAGAGAAAGACCCUUGUCAUUGCUUUGGUCAGGUAGUAUAGGGUAGGGGGAAAUGGGGUACUGGGUGGGGGUGUAUUUAUAUAUAAUUUAGGUUUUAUUUGUGUAGCAUACCAUGUCUUGUUAUGACAUGUCCUUGUCCUGCUUUGCUUUUGAGUUUUUUUACACAACAUGCAGAGGCACUGAAGUGGCCACGUCAUUUACACGUGUCGAGAUUAUAGACAGUGUUUCAGUACCAAAGUCUAAGAAGAGGCAAACUAAAAUUGUGAAUUUUUUAUAGGUGAUAUAUUUGGAUUCUUCUCAACUUUGAAACUGUUUAGCACAGUUCCAUUGUGUUAUAUAAGAAGAUGCUUUAUCCAACAAGACUGAGCAUUGAAAAGCUUUAUGGACCAGCUGACUUAAUCAGCCAUAUUCAGUCAAGAGGGCUCUUCUGUGGCUCCAGGUAUUUUCAAGCCUGUGAUUAACUUCUCAUGACUUGUAAAGCCACUAGAUUUUGAGGAGUGUUUGUAGAGAGACUUAGAGGGCACCCAGAAACAUAUUUGUAGGGGUUUCGAUUCUACUUAUGGUGGAAGUCCCUCAGAGGAGGUUUCCUUUGAGAGGCCAUCCAUUCCAACCCACUGCAUAAUUCAGCAGAAACUAGAGGAGCUGGGAGUAUAACUGAUUGGAAUUGACACUCCGUACUCUCUACCUAUCAGCUAACUGGUUAGCAGCCAAGACUUUAGGUAGCUUAGUGUUAACUCUUCAUUUCUCUGUGAGGUCAGUGGAAACCUCUUGGUUAAGCCUAUUGGAAUUAAUCUAAAUAAUGUGAUGGUUUGAUUUAGAUAUCGCUAAAUUAGCGGGGCCGAAUCUAACUGUACUAUUUGUUAGCUACAAACCGGAAACAAUGUUCACAUCCUCUCAGGCAUGAGGUCUAAGGUGGGAAUUCAGGAUCUAAAGUGCAAUUUAAAGCUUCACAGGAAAGCGUUUGGGUAUGUAAGGAGUUAUUUCUGACCAGAGCCCUCAUUUUGCAAUAUGACCAAAACCAAGGAGUAUAACUAACAAUCAGGCUCUGGGGGAAUAAAAGGCAGGCUUUAGACAAUCUGUCCAUUUCUGCAUCAAAAUUGGAAUGAGUGUGUAUAUCUACUUAAAAGUUAAUAGAAGUGACUUCUUCCUGGGCUAUCCCAGAAUUGUCUUAAAAUCAUUAUUUUUUUAAAUUUGAAACUCCAUUUCAGAUAUUGCCAACCUCAGCUCAAAACCCCCUAACAGAUCACUCUUAGAAUUGAUGGUGAUUUGUUAAAAUGGCAAAUCCUUUCAUUUGUAUUAAAAAGAAAAUAUCCAGAAAGAGGGAGGAAGCCCUGUUGCCUUGAGAGAAACAGCCUUGGCAUUUUCUGGCAUUCAUGUAGAAAUAAUGUUCCUCUGAUGAGAUAUUUUCAAAGAAACACUUUCUUAUUUACUGUGUGGUGUAAAAUGUGCUAAAUGUGUUCUUACAUUAUUAUGUCACUGCUGAAAGUUAUUUGCACUAUAAUAAAGGAAUUUUCUACAAAAUG
Pteropus alecto (black flying fox) is the source of this 3468-nucleotide messenger RNA. RefSeq names its product galectin like (gene LGALSL). The record is from RefSeq and is a predicted model, not a curated record. Bases 125 to 502 code for a protein of 125 amino acids. The transcript has 4 exons. NCBI's taxonomy places the organism in Eukaryota, Metazoa, Chordata, Mammalia, Chiroptera, Pteropodidae. Gene Ontology annotation, molecular function: carbohydrate binding.